AUGCUUGGCUUGAAGACACUUCCGUUUCUGUUCUUACUCCACACGCAGGUCGCCAAGGCCCUUCCAGUACCACCUGAAGUCCUGGCAGAGAAAAAUGCAAAAAUUGUUGAGAAUUACCUGCAAAAAUUCUACCACUUACCAAGCAACCAAUAUCGGUCUGCAAGGAGUAACAGUGCAAUGGUUGCGGAGAAGCUUAAGGAAAUGCAGCACUUCUUUGGCUUGACCGAGACGGGGGAGGCCGAUGCAGCUACUCUGGAGAUGAUGGGCAAGCCUCGCUGUGGAGUUCCUGACUCUGGGGAUUUCAUGCUAACCCCAGGAAGCCCGAAGUGGGCACACACUAACCUGACCUACAGGAUUACAAACCAAACCCCACAGUUGUCAAAGGCCGCAGUGAAAACAGCAAUUGAGAGAGCCUUUCAGUUGUGGAGUGUGGCAUCUCCCCUGACCUUCACCGAGAUCUCAAAGGGAGAAGCAGACAUCAACAUUGCUUUCGUCGCAAGAGAGCAUGGUGACAAUUCUCCAUUUGAUGGACCCAAUGGGAUCCUCGCCCAUGCCUUUCAGCCAGGUCAGGAUAUUGGAGGAGAUGCUCAUUUUGACGCAGAAGAAACAUGGACUCAGGACUCGAGAAAUUACAACCUGUUCCUCGUGGCUGCUCAUGAAUUUGGCCAUUCCCUAGGACUCUCUCACUCCACUGAUCCUGGUGCCUUGAUGUACCCAAACUAUGCCUACAGUGAACCCAGCACCUACUCACUGCCCCAGGAUGAUAUCAAUGGCAUUCAGACUCUCUACGGACUUUCCAACAGCCCUAUUCAACCUACUGGGCCCAGCACCCCCACCGCCUGUGACCCUCGCCUGAGAUUUGAUGCUGUCACCACACUCCGUGGGGAGAUUUACUUCUUCAAAGACAAGUACUUCUGGAGGAGGCAUCCUCGGUUUCGAGAAGUUGACCUCAAUUUCAUCUCUCUGUUCUGGCCGUUCCUGCCCAGUGGCAUUCAGGCUGCUUAUGAGGAUUUUGACAGAGACCUGGUUUUCCUAUUUAAAGGCAGACAGUACUGGGCCCUAAGUGGCUAUGACAUGCAGCGAGGUUACCCCAGGGAUAUAUCCAACUAUGGGUUUCCAAGCAGCAUCCGAGCCAUUGAUGCAGCUGUUUCCUAUGAAGGGAAGACAUACUUCUUCAUAAACAACCAAUGCUGGAGGUAUGACAACAGAAGAGGAGCCAUGGACCCAGGUUAUCCCAGAAGCAUAGCAAGUGCUUUCCCAGGAAUAAAUUGUAGAGUUGAUGCAGUUUUCCUGCAGGAUUCCUUCUUCCUCUUCUUCAGUGGACCAAAAUAUUUUGCAUUUAAUCUUGUCACUCACAGAGUCACUAGACAUGCAAGAAGCAAUUUAUGGCUUAACUGUCCACAGAGUUGA
Messenger RNA from Arvicola amphibius (Eurasian water vole), 1410 nucleotides. It is a transcript of the gene Mmp8, whose product is annotated as matrix metallopeptidase 8. Gene Ontology annotation, molecular function: metalloendopeptidase activity; zinc ion binding. The record is from RefSeq and is a predicted model, not a curated record. Lineage: Eukaryota; Metazoa; Chordata; Mammalia; Rodentia; Cricetidae. The coding region runs from base 1 to 1410 and encodes 469 amino acids. Gene Ontology annotation, cellular component: extracellular matrix. Gene Ontology annotation, biological process: proteolysis; collagen catabolic process; extracellular matrix organization. The transcript has 10 exons.